AUGUGGCGGAAUGGUGUUGAAGUUUCGUCGUUCGCGAGGUUCCAUUCGAUGUCUCGUUUCCCGGAAGACUACGUUCGCGAAGAGUUGGAGGUUGACGAAUAUCGUCAAUUGGAGCAAACGUUGGAUGGUUUCGGUGCGGACCAAGGUGAAGAUGCGCAAUAUCUCGAUAGUCUAUUAGCUCCGGAGAAUGUGGAGGCCGGGCCAAGUUCCAGUCGUCGUCGUGGAAAGGUUUUUGAGCACUUGGUUCGUGAGGUGACACCGAUCGUGAUGGGUUUGAGGGCUCCGAGCGCGACUACUAAUCCUCGUAAGAAUCGUAGUAGGAAAGCCGAAGCAGUGGUUGAAGAGAGUUCAAACGAGACUUGUUUCUCGCACGGUCAUGGGAAGUCGGUGAGCACUUUGAAAUCGUUGAAGAAAAUGUUUACACAAUGUCAGCUGUCUGCCGACGUAGAGUUUCUUGUGCCCGAAGUGCACGAACGUCCUUCUGAUUGUCCCGAUGGAUACAUAUGUGUUUACGAACCCUACUUCACAGAGUGCGGGCUCUGGUUUCCUCUUCCAGAAUUUCUCACGAGUUAUUGUAGUCGGCGGAAUAUCGCGUUUUCUCAGCUGUCUGUGGCUAGCAUCCGGAAUGCGGUCGGUCUCGUAAUAAUGGCGGCGGAGGAGAAUAUAGUUGUGAAUCUUAACCUUUUCGAAGAGGUUACUACAUUUUCGAUUGGACAGAAAAAUCCGGGCAUUGUUUGCGCAAGUUCGAGGCGACGUUUUAAGAUUGUUUAUGGUGCUAAGAAGAAGACGAAUGAUUGGAGGAAACGUUACUUCUUUGUGAAGUUAAACGAAGCGUCGGUUGAAGAUAUUCAUCUGUCUUGUGAUAACGUGUGGAAGAUGGAUCCUGGUAGUUCUUAGUUGGUCCGGAUUCGACA
Molecule: messenger RNA, 914 nt
Organism: Arabidopsis lyrata subsp. lyrata
Lineage: Eukaryota; Viridiplantae; Streptophyta; Magnoliopsida; Brassicales; Brassicaceae
Product: meiosis-specific protein ASY2-like
Exons: 3
Coding region: 1-897 (298 amino acids)
Source: RefSeq, a predicted model, not a curated record